AUGCAUCCAGUGCGUUGGUUCCUUGCGCUUCUCCUGACAGCUGGCACCCUGGAGCUCUGUAGCGGCGGACCUCUCCAUGCCCAGUGCAAAGUAGAAUGGUACUUUGGGAUACCGUGCCAAGAGGUUUAUGAAUCCCUGGUGUCACAGAUCAAGAAGUGGAGAACGAUGGCCGACUGCACCAUGGGAGGACAGAGAUGCCUAUAUACGCUGCAGUCUGCCUCCAUCCACUUUAUAGCAGCCAAACACACCACUCCCUUUAAGAAGUAUGUGGACGACAUCAACUUCAGGCUGGCCUCCUAUCACUUCUUCACUUGCUGUCACGUUUCGGCCAUGUCCGUCUCGGAGACCUGGUAUGCCAUUAAAGACCACGGCACCAACUACUGCAACCUCUACAACCUUAUAGAAGGAAGUGGUCUAACAGAAGCCAAAGGUUAUAGAGAGGUCACCAGUGACUUCCUGUGUACCCAACGCUCCUCUGCUAACUGCACCGUCUACUGACUCAGUAUUUAUGUAUAGUAUACCAAGAGUCAUCACUUACAGUUUUGAUUGUCUUUUAAUGGCUGGAAAAAAAAACAUGACAUUAUCUGUUUGCUACAGAUGUACAGUCUGUUUUCUUUAUGCAACAAAUACAUAUUGAAUACACUGAAAUAUUAUCCAGUGUAGUCUGAACAGUUAUAUUCUCACUAUAUAUCACUCUCUAAUUUAUACAGCUACAUUUGGAUUGCUGUUUUUUAUUUUAUUUUACUGGUUUUAUUUUACUUCAAACCAUAU
Molecule: messenger RNA, 771 nt
Organism: Epinephelus lanceolatus (giant grouper)
Lineage: Eukaryota; Metazoa; Chordata; Actinopteri; Perciformes; Serranidae
Source: RefSeq, a predicted model, not a curated record